GCGGCGCCAGCAGGAGGCAGGUGACCUACGUGCGCAGCGGGCGCCGAGCGCCUCCGGAGGGCGGCGGGAGCGGGACGCCGGAGCCGGGCUGCUGCGCCCCGCGCGGGCGUCCCCGCCGGAAGAUCGCAUGCAAUCACAUGAGCACAGACAGCCUAGCUACGGAUUCCAGCCCUGCAAAGAAGCCUUGGUCAGUCUGUCUUGAUGACAGGUUUGGCUUAGCUCAUCAAAUCCGCAACAAGCAAUGCCGCCUCUACUCUUUAGGGCUGGGGAGUGAUGAUACCCAGUUUGAGGUUAGCAUGGCCAACAAUGGAUGUGAAGUCCAUCGUUUUGAUCCUAGUGUGAAGUCGGCUCAUAUUUUGGGGAGUCAGCGUCUCUGGUAUCACCGCUUGUCCAUUGACUGGCGAGACCCGCAUCCAGCUGUUGCUGCCCAAAAACCGCACAGCAACACCAGAAAACUGGGAACCAUUUUGAAUGAAUUUGGGCAUCACAAGAUUGAUGUUCUCAAAGCAGAUCUGGAGAGUGCGGAAUGGAAAGUUUUAGAAAAUCUUAUUCUGGAAGAUGUCCUGGAACAAAUUGGACAGCUCACCUUUGAGAUUCAUCUCCACUGGCCCGGGUUUGAGGUCAGUGGCAGUGACAGUAGUGUCGUGCGUUUCUGGUACAGCCUCCUCAAAGAGUUAGAACUCAAGGGUUUCAGGCUUUUUCAUAGCUACAAAGAUCUAUCUAAACCCCAGCUGUUCCUGAAGAAAGACAUUUUCAAUGCAAGUAGCUGUUAUACUCUGAGUUGGGUGAAUACAAGAUGGACCUAGGAUGCAGGACCUCAUGGAGAACUCCAGGAAAUAACUGCAGAACGAGACAUAUCCAGCGUUCUAAUUAUCAGUGUCCUUGUCCAGUCUCCUCCCACUAGGCUGUUAGCUGCUCCGGGAGGGGGUUGUGUUACUGCCUUUGUAGUGCACGUAGCCUGGCACCUGCCCUGUGGUAGGGGACACAGUUAACACCUGUGGGUGGGAUGGAUACAGAAGUGCCACAGUUGUCCAUCUCCAUCUGCCCAAGCCCAGGCCUUUCGCCUGUUUGCCUCCUUCUUCGUUUUAACUGGGAAGAUAACCCCCCACUUAUCUGUUUUCCCUGAAAUUCAUUAUGUAUCUAAAAUCCAUGAAUCCACCAACAUGAAGAAGAAAUUACAUAAAAUUUCCAUUUUUACCGGGUUGAUGAGAUUCUUAAGUUUGUGGCUUCCUGUUUAAAAUAGGGCCUUUCCUUUGACUUUCACUCCCCUCUUUGAAGGUUUUUCUUACUCACCUGGUCCAUGACAUUCUUUAGUAGAUUUCAGUCAUUCCUUUGCUGAGGCCAUGCUGUGGCUUUAUAAGCACCCCUGAUUCUGGAGUCUGGGGACUCAGACAUACCAAAUUCUGUCACUGAGUUUAAAAGACCAGACUCUGAAGAACUUCAACUCAGGAUUCUUUUCAGACAGCCUUAAAUCCCUUUCUGUUUCUAUGAAACUAAGCACAAAGCAGAAAUUGGGUGUCUUUGCUAUUGCCUCCCCUGACUUCAAACCUGAUUUCUCGACCACAGCUUUGCCUAUGCUGCCAAGUCUUUUUUUUUUUUUUAAAUACAUUAUGUCAAAGAUCAAGUGAGUUUUUCUCUACUGCCAAUUGGCAUUUGUUAGAAGACCGUGGCCUGAGAAAGUCUGUCUCUUUCCUGGGAUGCUUACAUAGUGUUUCAGUAAUGCCAAUCCUUUCUAUAUUUUUAAAAAUUAAACAGAAAAUGUAGCUUCUCAGUAGUUCAAAUGAUCUCCAUCAUUUUUAUUUACGGGAUUAGACGUUUAUCCCCAGGAAUGAUUUUCAAAAAUUCUAUUCCAAAUAAGUCAAUUAAAUAGCAUAAAAAUAAACCAAAUUAUUACCUUAUUAUAAAUUAAGUAUGUUUUCCGGCAUUUUUUACAUCAUGAGAGAGCAGGAAAACUAUACAUACAUUGUUCAAGAAAUUUGGGGAGAGAGGGGCGCCUGGGUGGCACAGCGGUUAAGCGUCUGCCUUCGGCUCAGGGCGUGAUCCCGGCGUUCUGGGAUCGAGCCCCACAUCAGGCUCUUCUGCUAUGAGCCUGCUUCUUCCUC
This is a messenger RNA of Ailuropoda melanoleuca (giant panda), 2102 nucleotides long. It is a transcript of the gene METTL24, whose product is annotated as methyltransferase like 24. The record is from RefSeq and is a predicted model, not a curated record. Bases 138 to 806 code for a protein of 222 amino acids. NCBI's taxonomy places the organism in Eukaryota, Metazoa, Chordata, Mammalia, Carnivora, Ursidae. The transcript has 5 exons.